Molecule: messenger RNA, 1489 nt
Organism: Amoebophrya sp. A25
Lineage: Eukaryota; Dinophyceae; Syndiniales; Amoebophryaceae
Source: the annotation of a GenBank genome assembly
UGGAAAGGCAGGUCAAACUGUGGACGGUGAAUCAAAUCCUAUCCUAUCCUUGGAAAGUAUUGCUUGGAUAUUGCUGAUGGAAAAGCGGAUGGGCGCAAAGCUGGAAACUCCUGGGGAGAAACGGUUCUCCUACUUAUAAGAAAAACUAUGAGGCAAAUGAAGAAGACUAUGACCAAGAAAGAGAAGCAAUGGCUGAACGUCGUGAACCUCAAAAACAACAUCAAGAGUGGAAAACUGCGGCUAAACUGAAUGGAGUCGGUGGAACAUCUUGCUCAGCAACAUCACCCUCUGCACCUCCGUCACAAACUUCCACGACCACGGCUGAAAGAAUUGUUGGAUGCGUUGGCUGCCUGCCGUAUGACCCUGGGGCCGCGCUUGCGUCGCCGUUUUAUGACGACCCUAAAUAAUACGCAAGGCCCACAAGAAAAGCUGAAGACGAGAGCAGCCCUUUCAGAAAUAGUCACAUCGGCACAAGGUGGAUGUAGUAAGAACGCAGGACAAGGACAAGAUGUUCCACCUACGACCACGGUGGACGUGGAGAUGAGUUCUUGCAGCCUCACGUGGCAUGGUACUGGUAGUACAACUAGUAGUGGUAAAGUAAACGAUCAUGGUACCCCAGCAGGAGCAGAGAAACUGACUCGAAUCCAUUGGAGUCAAAAUAAAAGCAAAUGCGGGCUCAGGACCAUCUGUGAACUUCAGCGCAUGCCUGUCCAUGAGGAAUUUCGAAGGAUGGGCAUCGGUCAAAGGCUCGUCGACCAUCUAGAAAAAUGGGCCGCCAGAGAAGCCGGCCAUGCAGCUCGCGUGCUCACCGGUGUUGCGUCUAAUUCCUUCGAAAGGACUGGGUCUCUACCGUAAGCGUGGCUAUGAAGAUGUUGGGCCUCCAGUGAAAAUCGCGCUUUUUGGUGUCUCCGGAGACCCAAAAUAUGAAGGUUUGCCGCGCGUCGGCCUGCAAACAAUGUGGAAAAAGCUUGAUGCUGGAGCAGGAAGGUGACAACGAUGCUCAUGCUCUCAUACAUGAUUAAUAUGUCUUCGCAUUUCUUCAUCUUGUUCUCGGGAAUGAGGGGCACUAGCUACUCAGUAACGGUGGUCUGCAGAAAGCGGGUUGACGUUGAUCAUUGAGGAAGAUCCGAAACGAGAUGCUUUUUCCACUAAUUAUUUUUUGCAGAGCUUGGAAAUGGAAUUCCAUAAUUGCUGUGGUGGCAAGAAGUCUUCUAACGGUAGUGGCUUUGGGUGACAGAAUGUGCAGUCUCAUGGAAAAAAAGCUCCAGCGGAAGAAUUGUGUCGCUGCGGUCGCUAACCGAAUUCCCAUUGAAGUAGACACAUCAAAAAAUUACUGUAAUAAUAUUGUCUUCAUGCUUUAGACAACUUGCUUUUGCUAAGUAGAAUAACGUAAUGUCUCAUGGAUGUUAAGUAUUUUUUUUGAUGAUCCUGAUUUUUUAUUCAACUUUUUUGUUUUUUGAUAGGAAAGAAGGAACUACAUUAUCUUCAC